Messenger RNA from Harpegnathos saltator (Jerdon's jumping ant), 3207 nucleotides. It is a transcript of the gene Atg9, whose product is annotated as autophagy-related protein 9. The record is from RefSeq and is a predicted model, not a curated record. Lineage: Eukaryota; Metazoa; Arthropoda; Insecta; Hymenoptera; Formicidae. Gene Ontology annotation, cellular component: phagophore assembly site; autophagosome. Gene Ontology annotation, biological process: autophagy of mitochondrion; protein localization to phagophore assembly site; piecemeal microautophagy of the nucleus. The coding region runs from base 464 to 2968 and encodes 834 amino acids. The transcript has 8 exons.
GGCAAAGAUGGCGAAACGUGGGGAGCCAGACGUGUACUUUUAAUGUCUCGAUGUCUAAAUUUUCAGUGAGCAACAGCUCGUACAUCGAUGAACAUGUUAGUGGGUAAUUGUUCCUCCUGAUUGACAAGUAGAAAUAAUAAGCGCUCGUCGAUUUAUCGUCGACAAAUCGCACGGAGGGAUCUGGUGGUGGAGAAGGUGAGAAAGCAAGGCGGGAUGCACUUUGUUUAUGGAGAUCAGCUGUGCUCCAAAACACUCGGGUUACCCUUCCUGCACCGCGCGCUGUCGCGAUCAGCGGCCGACGCUAUUUUCGUCAGAUAAAGGUCAGCUGAAUACGGGGACAAAGCGACGAACGUCGCGACUUACGACAGUGCGUCGCGUCACGCUGUCGUUCAUUCAGGGAACCCGAUGAUGCUUACAGAGCAACCAUCAACCGGUAGCUGAAAAAAAUUAAUGACAUGAAAGGAUGAAACGAGAUACUGUUAUUACCUGUGUGGAGCCAAAUCGACGAGCGCAAACAAUGACGACGGUACUGGACUGUAGUUACCAACGUAUGGAUCCUUAUGGGACACACGAAGGAGAUGCGGAUGAUGAGGAUGAACGUGAAGAAACACCUCAGGACAUGAUAAUCCACAUGGUAGAGGGAAACAAAGCACGAUGGAAUCACAUCGAGGAUCUGGAUUCUUUCUUCACGCGGAUGUACCACUACCAUCAGAAGCAUGGCUUCGCCUGCAUGAUGCUCCAGGAAAUUUCCGAAUUAACACGAUUCAUUUUUGUGGUUGCAUUCUCGACUUUUCUUGUUCACUGCGUAGAUUACUCUGUAUUAUUCAAGGAUAGAAUUACCAAUAGUACUUCGUCCAAGACUACGAUAACAGACGCCAUACUGUCCUCAAGCGAAUGCGCAGCGUCAAUGCAUCUAGGUACCUGGAUCUGUAUUCUGGUUGCGGCCAUGUUCUGGAUCCUGCGUUUCUUCAUAUUUCUGUACCACUUGACGCAGUUUUGGGACAUGAAACAGUUUUUUAAUACAGAGCUGAAAAUCGACGACAGAGAUUUGGACAAUCUGACUUGGCACGAAGUACAGAAGCGAGUAAUAGAGGUACAAAAGGUUCAAGAAAUGUGCAUUCACAAGAAGGACCUUACAGAGUUAGAUAUAUACCACAGGAUAUUAAGAUUUAAGAAUUAUAUGGUAGCUAUGAUCAACAAAUCCAUCUUGCCUGUACGGCUGAAAGUCCCCAUUACAGGAGAUAUUAUUUUCAUGACGCGAGGAUUAAAGUACAAUAUGGAGUUGUUGCUAUUUUGGGGACCAUGGUCACCGUUCGAAAACAAUUGGCACUUAAAAGAAGACUAUAAAAAGCUAAAUAAAAGGCAAGAACUCGCGCGACUAUUGUCCAAGCACAUCCUGUGGGUCGGUGUAGCGAAUUUCCUCUUGUGUCCCCUCAUUCUCCUUUGGCAGAUUCUUUAUUCGUUCUUUAAUUAUGGUGAGCUCAUCAAAAGAGAACCCGGUACUUUGGGUACUAGGACGUGGUCCUUAUACGGCCGUCUGUAUCUACGCCACUUCAACGAACUCGACCACGAAUUGAACGCACGUCUCAAUCGCGCGUACCGUCCCGCUUCUAAGUACAUGAGCAGCUUCACGUCUCCGACUAUGACGGUGUUCGCGAAGAAUGUUGUGUUUAUCGCCGGUAGCGUGCUGAUGGUACUGGUAUCUUUGACGUUAUACAACGAUGCUGUUCUGACUGUGGAACAUAUAAUAUCGGUCAUGACCAUACUCGGUGGAUUGGUGGCAUGCGCAAGGACGUUUAUACCGGACGAAAACCUAGUCUGGUGUCCGGAAACCCUUCUGACCGCUGUUCUAGCGCACACGCAUUACAGACCGGACAGUUGGAGGGGUUACGCUCAUACGCAGAGCACCAGAUCUCAAAUGGCGCAGUUGUUCCAGUACCGCGCGGUGCACCUUUUAGAAGAGUUGCUGUCUCCUUUGUUGACGCCAUAUAUUCUGUGCUUCCAUAUGAGACAUCGAGCUUUGGAAAUCGUAGACUUCUACCGUAACUUCACUAUCGAAGUCGCUGGGGUCGGUGAUGUCUGCAGCUUCGCUCAGAUGGACGUGCGCAGACACGGUAAUCCCAUGUGGCAGACCGUGGCGCACAGUCCCACGGUAUCUCCGCUGCCUACAGAGGACCACAGCAUGGGAUAUGACAAUCGGUACGGCGUCGAUCCCGAGAAGCUUCACGUACCGAUGUCUAAUCAUUACACCCAAGCGGAGGACGGCAAGACCGAAUUGUCCCUUAUACACUUCACCCUCACAAAUCCGGAGUGGAAGCCGCCGAGUUACGCAGAGAACUUCGUGACCGCUUUGAAGGAGAGAGCCAAGAAGGAAGUAAACGCGGUUCCCGACAACAAUCCUCUGAUAACUAGUUUGAACAGCUUGUCUGGUCUUGGGCCUGGUUAUAACAACAUUGUGACGAGUAUCAUGCGCAGUACGGCGAUAAAUCAAGCGAGCGUGCCCAGCAUAAGUAACAUCUUCACCAAUCAGCCGGGCACGUCCGGAGCGUCGGUGGGCGUUGAUCAGUCGCUCAGUACCAGAUCCGAUGCUUUGUCGUGUGCGGUUCAUCAUGGCUUGAGGAGGGCGGAAGGACCGUUGCUCAACGAGAGAGGGUUCCUAUAUAGCUUGCAACAGGUAUUCUCGAAUCAAUCUCUGGGUACGUCGGUGUUCGAGCCCGGUCACGAAGCGUCCACGGAUCUGUCUGUACCUACGGAAUUAACUGCUGCCGACAUGUCAUUGUCUACAUUGUACCUGCACGAGCUUCAUCACAGACAAGUAAGAAGACGCGGUUACCAAGAAAUGGCAACGAGAAAUAUAUAUCCGCGCAGUCCGGCACAGGAAUUAGCGACGCUUCCCGAGGUUCGACAAGAGAGGAUACCGCUGUUGUCGCACCAAGAUUCUUCUCUUAGAAGAAACCAACAGUCCUAACGUCGUCACAGCUAAAAAUUCAUUUAGAUAGAGUCCAAAUGAUUCGCGCAAUGAUUAUCAUUUCGGAAUAAAGCAUUUCCAUCUUUGUCACGUCGAAUUCAUGACUUAUUUUAAUAACAUAAUUAAGUUAGUCGCAAAUGCCCGAGAGAGUGAAAUCGUCCCAGUGUUCUCGGCAUUCUAGAUGUGUUAUUACGUCUUCGAAAUAUUUAAUAUUACACACAUACGCGCACGCACGCACG